CAGGUUCCAUGUCAGUAGAGCGGUCAGCAGCACAGGAUGUGGAGAUAUUUACACCAAGUUUCACAGCGGAGCAGCAGAGAGAGCUGGCCAAAAGACUCACCACGUUCCUGUCUCAGUACAGCCGCCUGUCCGACUCUUAUAUAAUUGAAUUCUUCACAGAAGAUCUCUGGCACACUCUACCCAGCAGCUGGCAGCUGGUGCUGCAGGACCUGUCAUAUCCACAGAUUGCAGACUUAUUACUGGAUGCUGCUCAUGAAGACAGGAGAUAUCCUUCAGUAUGGCCUCUGUCCCUCUUGGCUUUCCGUGCUGCAGCUCAUUCCCUGGCGUUUCCCAGAGAGCACAGACGUGAGCAGGUCACGGCAGCCGGCUCAGUGAAGCCUGAGGAAUUCCUGGAAAACCAGAGUCAGAGCUCACUGCUGGGGCACAUAUUCAGGAAACAUGUUAAACCCAAAAAACAGCAUGAGAUCCGCAAGCUGGGAACGCUGGUAAAACAACUUUGUGACCAGACUGACUGCAGCAGAGUUGUGGAUGUGGGCUCUGGGCAGGGUCACCUGACUCGUUUCCUGUCCUUUGGGCUUGGACUGUCUGUUACUGCCAUCGAGGCUGAUCACACCCUAGUUGCUAUGGCGUCUAAGUUUGAUGGACAGCUGUUGUGGGCCUUGGAGAAGGAUAACCAGAAAAAAAACGUCUCCUCUCAGUUCCCAGUAUUACAGUGCUUUCCUCGACAUGUGGCAGGUUGGGUAAACCCUAAAGCAUCAUGGGAGGCUUUCAUCAAUCAGCUAAGAGAGGUAGACUGUGUCAGCAAAAGUCUGCCAACUUCAUCAGGACCCUGUAAAAAAAGACUGCGGAGCUCUGAGGGUCAAGGAAGUGCUCAACCUCAAGACUCAUCACAGCAGCCAUCACAGCAGAAUGAGUCUAAAGAAGAGGUAUCUGCUGAAACCUGCUGCUCAUAUAUUCAACGUGACUGUCAAGAGGAUGUGAACCUUGAAGAAAACAGCCUGCAAAGCUAUCCAGACUUUGUCCUGACUGGUCUCCAUGCCUGUGGUGACCUCAGUGCCACCCUCAUCCGCCACUUUGUCAAUUGUCCACAUGUUCGAGGCAUCACUUCAGUGGCGUGCUGCUACAUGAAAAUCACAACCAAAGAACACCCCUCCCCACCAGGACUAGUCGUACCUCCCACUCCACUGACACCAGGCCAAGAAUCGAGUCCCAUUGAGUUUGGCUACCCCAUGAGCUCCUGGGUGCGGGGGUUGCCAGGACAUCAGUUGUCCUAUAAGGCAAGAGAGGGGGCGUGUCACGCUGUGGAGGACUACAUACGGAGGCUCAGGGAGGAAAGCGAGCUGCUCAGGACGCACUGUUACCGCGCAAUGCUAGAGACCUUCGUCAGGGAUACAAGGCCAGAUCUACGCAGGGCAGGAAUCCAGACCAUUAAGAAAGCCCACUUAUUACCUUUUACUGAGUACGCCCGUCUGGGUCUGUUACGGGUCGGCCUUCCUCCAGACUUGCCUCUGCACCCAGAGCGAGUAAAGGCCAUGUUGAAGCAGCAGGGCAGGGUGGUGGUGUACUUCAGUCUGGCCUUGCUGCUGGCUCCCGUGGUGGAGACAUUAGUGCUGCUGGACAGAAUGAUCUACCUGCAGGAGAACGGAGUGGACAGUCAGCUGGUUCCUCUCUUCGACCCAAACUUUUCUCCAAGAAACUUUGUGCUUGUGGCUCUGAAGCCUUGUGGAUGAGCAAGACGAAAAGGGAAAGUCCCAGUCAAUCAUGGUUUUUAGCAAUUUUAGCAAUUGAUAUUAAGGGAAGUUAAUGCAUUUUUUUGCUGACCUGUCUAAUUUGCUGGCAUAUUUUUUACUUAAAUGAAUGGAUACCCUCUUUGCAGUGGAACACCUCAGAUCUCUAGUGUGACACAGGAACAUGCUGGAAAUCUUGGAUCCCACUGUGCUAAGAUGGGCAGUUCUACUUAAACCUGAUACACUGCACAUCUAUAAAAUAGCUUUUAUACCAUCUGAACAUCAAGUUUGAAUUUUAUUGCUUGUUUCAUUUUUAAAAAGGUCUGUUGUACUAUCAUGGUUUGUGAUUUAUUUGUGUGUCGGUACCUCAGUGCAAUAAACAAAAGUCUUUUA
Mugil cephalus (flathead mullet) is the source of this 2120-nucleotide messenger RNA. It is a transcript of the gene mettl25b, whose product is annotated as methyltransferase like 25B. The record is from RefSeq and is a predicted model, not a curated record. Lineage: Eukaryota; Metazoa; Chordata; Actinopteri; Mugiliformes; Mugilidae. The coding region runs from base 9 to 1730 and encodes 573 amino acids. The transcript has 8 exons. Gene Ontology annotation, biological process: rRNA modification. Gene Ontology annotation, molecular function: rRNA (adenine-N6,N6-)-dimethyltransferase activity.